CACACAAAGGGGAGGUAUGACACACUCUCGGGUGCAGAUCUCACACACUCUGAAAGGUGCAUUUUACAUAACGCUGUGUGUCUUUGCAUGUCAGGUCAGGAGCUCCGAUAGUGUGUGAGCACAGUGCUAGCGUGGGGAGAAGAUCGGUCACGUCUGCGGCGGAAGACGAAAACACGUGACCGCAGCGUCUCACGUAGCAGGUUCCACAGAACGCAAGUGACCUGAAGAUCACCAUGGAGACCUGCUCACCGCUACCUGGGGGUUCCUGGGGGUUGCUUGGAGGGAGCACAGCCGCCACAUGUUUACUCCAGGAGAGGGGAUGACUUCGCGCUGACAGGCAUGCGGAGUACAAGUUCACGGUUCAUUUGUAGAGAGCACAUACGGACCUGGACGCCGGCAAGAGCGGUGAGGGACUUCAUUACCCACAAGCCUUAGCGCUCCAGCAGAGACUGAUUUGUCGAACGCAGGGAGUGUUUCCCAUUUAAACAAACAGGGUGCUGAAGAUGGCGGAGAGUUAACGGCAGGGAGAGAAGAAGAGCGACGCUGGAACUGCGUCUUUUGUGCCGUGUCUCUUCCUGCUGGCGCCGAGAGUCCGUCCUGCAGACUAGCCCGUAGCUCGCGGAGUUCGCGAGGCGAGGGAAUAGCGGUUUGCUGGCACAAACAGGGACUUCAGAGUGCAGACACUCAACAGGUGGAAUUAAAGGGGAACAUCAGGAGUGUGUCGGUGACUUCCUUUUUGUGGAUUCAGCAUCGAGUGGGACAUUCACGAGAGGGCAAACGUGGAGGUGCUACAGGUGCGUCUUGCUCACAGCAAGGUGCUGAUAUGCGCUCAGAAUGAGCGGAAUGGGGGAGAACUCCUUGGAGCAGCUAUGCUCCGACCGGAAACGCAAGCUUUCGACCUGUGACACGCCAAGCCUGGGCUGUGACAAGAGGAGACGGGAGCAAGAGAGCAAGUACAUCGAGGAGCUGGCCGAGCUAAUCUCGGCUAACCUCAGCGACAUAGACAGCUUCAAUGUCAAGCCGGACAAGUGCGCCAUCCUCAGGGAGACGGUGCGACAGAUUCGCCAGAUCAAAGAGCAAGGGAAAACCUGCUCCAGUGAGGAGGAUGUUCAGAAAGCAGAUGUUUCAUCCACAGGGCAGGGGGUCAUUGACAAGGAUCACCUGGGACCACUCUUGCUGCAGGCUCUUGAUGGCUUCCUGUUUGUGGUGAACCGCGACGGCACCGUCGUGUUUGUGUCAGACAAUGUGACCCAGUACCUGCAGUUUAAGCAAGAAGAGCUGAUUGGUACCAGUGUCUACAACAUCCUGCACCAGGAGGAUCGUGAGGAGUUCCACAGGAACCUGCCAAAAUCUAACGCAGUGAACGGCAUGUCCUGGCGGGGGGAGACUCCUCGCCAGAAGAGCCACACUUUCAACUGUCGCAUGCUGGUGAAGUAUGGCCAGGGCCCCCCUGAACAGGGUCCCCCUGAUGCCUCCCGGUAUGAGACCAUGCAGUGUUUUGCUCUGAUUCAGCCGCGGGCUAUGAUGGAAGAAGGCGAAGACCUCCAGUCCUGCAUGAUCUGUGUGGCACGUCGCAUUGCGGCCAUGGAGCAAGCAGACAGAUUUGACACCCGGCAUGAGCUUUCAGGCAAACUGAUACACAUUGACCCUGGGUCCCUGCGGUCCUCUAUGCGGCCUGGCUGGGAGGACAUUCUGCGCCGAUGCCUGCAGAUGUUUCUGUACAGUGAUGGUCAGCCCUGGUCCAGCAAACGCCACUACCAUGAAGUGUUCAGGCAAGGCCAUGCUGAGACCCCGAUGUACCGAUUUUCACUGUCAGAUGGCACUGUGGUUGCUGCGCAGACCAAGAGUACCCUGUGCCGAAACCAGAUGACAAAUGAGCCGCAGGGCUUCAUAUCCACACACCUGUUGCACAGGGAGGCAAAUGGAUAUCGUCCUCAGAGCAUGGGGAAUGGCAACUCUGAUGUCCAGGUGAACCUGCCCCCUGGAGGGGACACGGGUAUGGCAAUGAGCCGAGCCUAUGGCAUGAGUGAGCCAGGCCAUGGAGGCCCUAUGAGUGGGGGCAUGUAUGGGAGUGGCAGCAACAGGAUGGUACCCAUGAACCAGAUGAGUCAUAUGAACCCUAUGAACCAGCUAAAUAUGAUGAACCCCAUGAAUCAGAUGAAUUCUAUGAACCCUAUGAAUCAGAUGAACUCAAUGAGUCAAAUGAACUCGGUGAAUCAGAUGAAUCCGCUGAAUCAGAUGAAUCAAAUGAACUCGAUGAGCCAAAUGAAUCUGAUAAAUCAAAUGAACUCGAGCCAGAUGAGCCAAAUGAACCCAAUGAAUCAGAUGAAUCCUGUGAAUCAAAUGAACUCUAUGAACCCAAUGAAUCAGAUGAACCAGCCAGUCAUACCGCAGCAGCCUCAGCAAGCCCCAUUCCAGGGCACAGGGUAUAACCUGGGCAUGAACAGCCCCUCCCAUGGCAGUCCAGGAAUGAAUGCACCCCAACCAAAUCUCAUGAUGUCCCCCAGGAUGCGAGGAAGCCCCAAAACAGGAGCAAACCAGUUUUCCCCUGGAGGUCUGCAUUCUCCUCUGGGACCAGGCAGCACUGGUGGGUCUGGCAGCUUCUCCAGCAGUUCCCUCAAUGCCCUGCAAGCUAUCAGUGAGGGUGUAGGCAGUUCCACCCUGACCCCACCUGCCCACAGGUCUGACAGCUCUCCUAGUGCCAAUGCUUCUCCAUCCCAAGGCCAUGCCUCCAAGAGCCCUGAUCCCCGGCCGAGUGCCCCAGUGCAGGAAGGAGGCAUGGAAAGGCCAGAUGGCCAGGUUACCCAGCACAAGGAAGCUGGUGAAGGGGGUGGCAUGUCCAGUUCUGAGCCCCCGUCCAGGCGCCUGCCGGAUGGCAAGGGCCAACGGAAAUUGCUGCAACUCCUUACCUCCCCCACUGAAGAACUUUCUGUACCGGGCGGCUGUGUUGCUAGCCCUUCUUCGACUACAGUCUCCUCAUCUUCAUCUUCCGGGGCAGGACCGACAGUCCAAGGUGGGGUAUCCUCUUCCUCUUCUACCGGAUCAGCAGCCUCCGCCCACUUUUCACACCCCUUGCAGGAGAAGCACAAGAUCCUGCAUAAGCUUUUACAGAAUGGUAACACCCCUGAUGAUGUGGCUCGGAUCACUGCUGAGGCCACAGGGAAGUCUGUGGGCGGUGGCCAAGACCCUGGAGGGGUGGACCCUGCAGGUGGGGGUGGGACUGGGAAUGGGACCACAAAACAGGAACAGCAUAGUCCCAAGAAAGAGAAGAGAAAUGCCCUGCUGCACUACCUCCUCAAUAAAAAUGAUUCAAAAGAGCCCUCAGACAUGAAGUCCAAGAUGGAGGAGCUGGAGACCAAGGCGUGCAGCACCUCGCAUGGGGCACCCUCCACCCCCCAGGGCCAUGAAGGCCGCAUAAAGACAGAACCUGCGGAUGAGCUGGAGUCCAUCCUUGGGGAGCUCAGGAGCUCAGAACCUAGCUUCUACCCAGAUGGGACAACAGCAGAUGGAGGUGAUGGGAGCAGCAAGCCAGGCAGCUGCCCAGAAAGCAGCCAUGUUUCAGACACCAGGAGUCCCGGUAUAACUCCCCGUGCUCCCUUCCAGAGGGCCUUGUCUGUGGACUCCAAGCCCCCUCUGGCCAUAGGUCCCGGAGGUCGUCGCAGUGCCCCCUGUCCUGGCCCAGUGAAGCAAGAAAGUGCAGAUGGCACAGCUCCGAUAGGUGGGCCCGACGGUUUUCCUGGCAAUACGGGAAUGAUGAACAUGGGGAUGGGAGGCCCCCAUCGGUCACCAGUGGGGGGCUCUAUUGACUGGGGAAUGCCACGAUCUAGUGGCAGUCCAGUGGGCUCGGCAAGCCACCCUCCAGUGCCCCGCCCUGGAAUGGAUUACAACUCCAGGGGCAUGAUGGGAGGAGGUCCACUAGUCAGCCGGUCCAAUAGCAUUCCUGGAAGCCGGUCUAUGCUGCAGCAGCAGCUGAUGGAUAUGGGUCCAGGUGAUGGAAACAUGGGUUUGAGUCCAUUUGGACCACAGGGUGCUCCCAGUUCCUCCCUUUCUUGGCCAGAUGGAGCAAUGGGAAUGGAACAUGGAGGCCCUGGCAAUCGUGGCAGGAGGCCGUAUGGGAGCCCCCUUGACGAGCUCCUGGCACCCCCUACCAGCAGUGAGGGGCAGAGUGAUGAGCGUGCACUGUUAGACCAGUUGGACAGCCUUCUGAACAACACAGAUGUGAUGGCGCUGGAGGAAAUUGACCGGGCGCUAGGCAUUCCCGAUCUUGUCAGCCAGGGUCAAGGGACAGAACAACCAGUGGACCCAUUUUCUGGACAGGACCCAUCUAUCUCAAUGGACCAGAAGUCCACGUAUGGCCAAGCCUUCCCAGGGGCACCAGGCAUGACUAUGCAGCAAGCCUAUGGAGGUGGUCCUGGACCAGGCCAGCCUCAGAGUUUUGGCCCAGGAGUUGCUCCCAUGGGCCAGGGUGGGUUCCCAGGGCCAGGUGUACACCCCCGCGUUGGUAUGGUGCGACCACGCAUGAUGAAUGCCACCAAGCCACUCCGCCUGCAGCUGCAGCAGAGGCUUCAGGGGCAGCAGUUCAUGAACCAGAGUCGUCAAGGGAUGGGUGUGAAGAUGGAUAGUCCUCCUGUGGGAGGCCCUGGACUUCGGCCUGGUGUACAGCCUGGCAUGCAACCUGGUAUGCAGCCUGGUGUGGGCAACCAGCCUGGCUUCCUGAAUGCACAGAUGGUGGCACAGAGGAACAGGGAGAUGAUGAACAUGCAGCUACGCAGGCAGAGGAUGAUGAUGCUUAUGCAGCAACAGCAGCAGCAGGCAGCUGCUGCAGGGGGUUUCAGUCCCCCACCCAACGUCACAGCACCCCCAGGCAUUGAGCACCCUAUGUCAGGCAGCCCCAUGGGCCAGCCAGGGCAGCAGCAGCAAGCCUUCCCUUAUGGGAGUAACUACGGGAUGAAUCAGCAGGGGGACCCCUCAUUUGCAAGCUCGGCAGGAAGCCCCCCUGGCAACAUGAUGCCUGGUCGCAUGGGUCCUGGCCAGAAUCCGAUGAUGCAGCAGCACCCACAGGGUGGUCCCAUGUACCAGUCAACUGAUGUGAAGGGCUGGCCGCAAGGGGGAUUGGUCCGAAACAGCUCCUAUACCCAGCAGGGGAACCCAUCACCCUACGGGGGCAUGAUGAUGAAUGGCUCUAUGCCUGUCAGCGGGGGUAAUGGCACACACAUGGGCCAAAUGCCAGGGCAGAUGGGCGUGAACCCUAUGGGCAUGGGGCGGAUGCCAAUGGGACCUGAACAGAAGUAUUGCUGAUCCUCCCUGGAGGACACCUCACUGUGAACACAGUUAAGGAUCCAGCUCUGUCUGGGUGCUUAAAGCUUGUGAGUGGGGCACUUGGUUCAGAUGUACUCUGCCCCCUGCCACUUGCUUGUCCCACUCCACAUCUUGAGCUUCUUCUAUGCUCUGUCUGCUGAGCAAAAUUUUCUGUAAAUGCGAGAGACCUUGUACACACAAACUUGGGGAAGGGGGGGGGGGGCACGGAUUGUUUAUUUGUCCUCAAGAUGUUUAUCAAGUUAUUUCUACCAGUUGCUCGUUCAUCUUCCCUCCCUGGAGGAAGAUCCCUGUGCGCGUUGUCAUCAGGCCCCAUGCAAACGGAACAAACAGGCUCCAUUUCACAUGUACAGAAGUGUAGCGGUCACGCAGUGUGUAGUCUUCACUGUGGGAAAACGUUCUUUGCUUUGGCUACCCAUGGGUCGCGGUACAACAAACAAAACAGUUAAUUUAGUAGCGAUUGCACUUUACAGAAAGGCUAAUAUUGAAAGGAUUGUUGCAAUAUUUCAUAGUCAUUAUAGCCUUACUCAAUUUUUUUUUUUAAAACAGGACUCAUUAAAACAAAUUGAAAGCAACUAAGCACAGAUAUUUGUUUAUGCAGUUUUUAGCAAUAAACUUUCCUUCUAUGCUUGUAGACUGAUACCGAAAAGGAACAUCAAUUCAAAGCAAAGGUACUGCAGUAUUAGAUGUGAUGUCAGAUUUGCUAUUUUUUCCAUGAAUAUGAAU
Molecule: messenger RNA, 6042 nt
Organism: Scleropages formosus (Asian bonytongue)
Lineage: Eukaryota; Metazoa; Chordata; Actinopteri; Osteoglossiformes; Osteoglossidae
Product: nuclear receptor coactivator 3-like
Exons: 28
Coding region: 835-5298 (1487 amino acids)
Biological process (GO): positive regulation of transcription by RNA polymerase II; cellular response to hormone stimulus
Cellular component (GO): nucleus
Molecular function (GO): nuclear receptor binding; protein dimerization activity
Source: RefSeq, a predicted model, not a curated record